This is a messenger RNA of Erinaceus europaeus (western European hedgehog), 1011 nucleotides long. RefSeq names its product HLA class II histocompatibility antigen, DO alpha chain. Bases 44 to 988 code for a protein of 314 amino acids. Lineage: Eukaryota; Metazoa; Chordata; Mammalia; Eulipotyphla; Erinaceidae. Gene Ontology annotation, cellular component: membrane; MHC class II protein complex. The record is from RefSeq and is a predicted model, not a curated record. Gene Ontology annotation, biological process: immunoglobulin production involved in immunoglobulin-mediated immune response; immune response; antigen processing and presentation of exogenous peptide antigen via MHC class II. The transcript has 5 exons. Gene Ontology annotation, molecular function: MHC class II protein complex binding.
CCCACAUUGACAGGACUUAAUUUGGAUAAAGCAUCAGAGGGCAAUGGGCCUCAAUGGGGGGCUGGUCCUGGGACUCCAUACUUUGGUGACCCUCCUGAGCCUCCAGGAAGCUGGGGCCAUCAAGGCAGACCACAUGGGUUCCUAUGGACCCGCCUUCUACCAGUCCUAUGAUGGUUCAGGUCAGUUCACCAAUGAAUUUGAUGGGGAACAGCUGUUCUCUGUGAGCCUGAAGGAGAGGGAGGCUGCGUGGCGCCUCCCUGAGUUUGGCAACUUCGCCUACUUUGACCCCCAGCGGGGGCUGGCCAGCAUUGCAGUGAUCAAAGCUCACCUGGACGUCUUGGUGGAACGCUCCAACUACACCAGAGCCUCCAAUGUGCCUCCAAAGGUGAUUGUAUUCCCCAAGUCUCGAGUGGAACUGGGUCAACCCAACGUCCUCAUUUGCAUGGUGGACAACAUCUUCCCUCCUGUCAUCAAUAUCACCUGGCUGCGCAACGGUCACACAGUCACUGAGGGAGUGGCCCAAACCAGCUUCUAUUCCCAGCCAGACCAUCUAUUCCGCAAGUUCCACUACCUGGUCUUUGUCCCCUCAGCUGAUGAUGUCUACAAUUGCAGGGUGGAGCACUGGGGCCUGUCUGAACCACUCCUCACACACUGGGAACCCCAGGUGCUCAUGCCGCUGCCCAACGUCACAGAGACCCUGGUGUGCGCCCUGGGCCUGGCCAUUGGCCUGGUGAUGGCUCUUCUAAGAGAAAAGGAUCAUGGGAUACUGCCUACAGAUUUAGACUCCUUGCUAGUUUCUGACAUCCCUGCCUGUUCAGUGCUCCAGUAUACUGAAUACACCUUCAUCAAACUGCCUGUGGAUGGAACCCACCUCUCCUCUAGGUUUCUUCCUUUUGUCCCUAGUGCUCAUGGUGACACAUGUGGAGGUACUGCCAGCUCCCUUUCUCACACCCAUACUCUUGUUUCCUCUACCCAAAGCUCUGACUAGCAGCAGUAAAGUUAUUAAAGAUA